Messenger RNA from Dunckerocampus dactyliophorus (ringed pipefish), 6373 nucleotides. It is a transcript of the gene nrp2b, whose product is annotated as neuropilin 2b. Gene Ontology annotation, molecular function: semaphorin receptor activity; vascular endothelial growth factor receptor activity. The record is from RefSeq and is a predicted model, not a curated record. The coding region runs from base 677 to 3493 and encodes 938 amino acids. Gene Ontology annotation, biological process: vascular endothelial growth factor signaling pathway; axon guidance; angiogenesis. The transcript has 18 exons. Gene Ontology annotation, cellular component: membrane. Lineage: Eukaryota; Metazoa; Chordata; Actinopteri; Syngnathiformes; Syngnathidae.
AGCUCGGAGGGGAAGGAAGGAGACCUCUGUUGCGGGAGAUACUGGAAGAGAGAGAGAGAGGCAUAGAAGAAGCGCGUGGAAGUGGAGAAGCUAUCAGUUAGAAGGAGGACGUAGGAGAAGCUCCACGUUGUUUUCGCUGGAGAGACACAUUUGCUUUCCUUUAUUAUUUGUCUAAUAGCGGAUUUAGACUCGGACUGUGCCUUUAACAGGAACAUUUAAUUCCGGAAUAUAAAUGCACAUAAGCAUACAUGUUGUAAACACGUGUGUGUGUGUGUGUUUACAUAAAUGCACCCAAGGAACGGACCUUCCACUUUUAUUAUUUGACAAACUUCUAUCGGACACGGAUACUUGCAACCAGUGAUUUUUUUUUGAAGUUAUUGAACGUUAAUAACUCCAUGCAUUCGUUCACAUGUGCGUUUCCGAAGCGCAGCGUUACCCAUCAGAAUGGAUUUUGGAACAUUAAAAAAUGAUUUCUUGUAAGUCUGAGUGCACAGUUUGAACAGAAGACGCAGUGACAACAAACAACUUAAAGCGCAAACUGGCAUUUGUAUGUGGACUUACUGGACAUUACCAACUCCUGUUUGUUUCUCACAAUCUGUGGAGCAAAGGAGGACUUUUAGACUUUUUAUCUUUUAAAGAUUGAGGAAGAACGGGUGAUUUGUCCUGCCUGGAAAAGAUGGAUUUAUCAACAUGGCUUUGUGUGUGUUUACUGCCACUUCUCGCAAGCGUGACAGUCACAGCAGAGGAAGGAGGGUCUGAGCAGUGUGGGGGCUAUCUCGAUGCCAGCGAUGCAGGCUAUAUCACCACUCCUGGGUACCCGCUGGAGUAUCCACCCCAUCAGAAUUGCCGUUGGAUAAUCACAGCGCCAGAACCUUCUCAACGCAUCGUACUCAACUUCAACCCACACUUUGAGAUUGAGAAACUAGACUGCAGGUAUGACUAUGUAGAGAUCCAUGAUGGGAACUCAGAGUCCGCCGACUUACUGGGAAAGCACUGCAGUAACAUUGCCCCAGCACCAAUCAUAUCAUCUGGACCCUCCCUGCACAUCAAGUUUGUGUCGGACUACGCCCACCAAGGGGCGGGUUUCUCGCUGCGCUACGAAAUCUUCAAAACUGGUUCAGACUGCUCUAGAAACUUCACCAGUCCCUCAGGUCUCAUUGAGUCUCCAGGAUUCCCCGACAAAUACCCCCAUAACCUGGAGUGCUCCUUCAUCAUCAUUGUGCCGCCAAGCAUGGAUGUGAGCCUCACUUUUCUCACCUUUGACCUGGAGAACGACCCCUUGCCUGGAGCCGAGGGGGACUGCAAGUACGACUGGCUGGAAGUUUGGGAUGGACUUCCUGGAGUGGGCCCACUGAUUGGUCGCUACUGCGGGACCAUGGUCCCUCCCGAGAUCCAAUCAUCCACUGGCAUUCUCUCGCUGUCCUUCCACACUGACAUGGCUGUGGCUAAAGACGGCUUCUCGGCUCGUUAUAACAUGACGCACAAGGAAGUCAGCGAGACGUUCCAUUGCAGUAAUGCUUUUGGUAUGGAAUCUGGCAAGAUCACUGAUGAACAGAUCACAGCUUCAUCAAGUUUUUAUGAUGAAAAUUGGCUGCCACAUCAGGCCCGACUCAACUACAACAACAAUGGAUGGACACCCAAUGAGGACAGCAACAGAGAAUACAUUCAGGUGGAUCUCUACACGCUGAAGGUGAUUACAGGCAUUGCCAUGCAGGGUGCCAUUUCCAAGGAGACACAGAAGUCAUACUAUGUGACUACUUUCAAGCUGGAAGUCAGCACAAAUGGAGAGGACUGGAUGGUCUACAGACAUGGCAAGAAUCAUAAGGUCUUUCAUGCAAAUACUGAUGCCACUGAAGUGGUUCUCAAUCGGAUCCCGCAGCCCGUUCUGGCCCGCUUUGUGCGAAUCAGACCUCAGUCAUGGAAGAAUGGCAUCGCACUGCGGUUUGAGCUUUACGGCUGUCAGAUUACUGAUGCUCCCUGCUCAGAGUUGCAAGGCAUGCUGUCUGGACUUCUGCCUGACUCGCAGAUCUCGGCAUCCUCCAUGAGGGACAUCCAUGGCUCCAUGGGCGCAGCCAGGCUGGUGGCAAGUCGGUCAGGCUGGUUUCCCAACCCAACACAGCCCAUAGCUGGAGAGGAAUGGCUGCAGGUGGACCUUGGUGUGCCCAAAAUGGUGCGUGGAAUCAUCACCCAGGGUGCAAGAGGGCUGGAGGGCAGCACCAGUGCUGAGAACAGAGCAUUUGUCAGGAAGUACAAACUGGCUCACAGUUUGACUGGAAAGGAUUGGACAUUCAUCACUGACAGUAAGACAGGGUUUGCAAAGAUUUUUGAGGGCAACAGCCACUAUGAUACCCCGGAGGUACGUCGGUUUGAUGAGUUAAUAACUCAGUACAUCCGAGUUUUUCCCGAGAGGUGGUCCCCUGCUGGGAUUGGCAUGAGAAUGGAAGUCCUUGGUUGCGACCUGCCAGAAACGACCACUGUACCUGACACAGCGACCCCGACUCUGCCAAGGGUGGAGCAGUCUACCGCAGCAAUGAGACCUGCCACCACGCCGUCGCUGUGGGCCGUAUGUGACUUUGAACAGAGCUUGUGUGGCUGGUCUGCUGAUCCCCAGUCAGGUGUCAGCUGGUCCCUGCACACCGCUGGGAGCAGUUCUGCUGGUCACGGCCCACAUGAAACCAGGCUGGACCUGACACUGGGAUCAGAUAAUUUCUCAGGGAACUACCUUCAUUUGGAUGCGGGGUCCCACACCCAGCGCAAGCGUGCCAGGCUCCUUAGCCCUGAAGUGGCUCCUGAGCAAGGCCCACUCUGCUUGGUCUUCUACUACCAGCUUCAAGGAGAAGCAGUGGGGAGUCUGAGGGUCCUGCUGAGGGACAGCGAUCUGGAGGAGACCUUGCUGUGGACCUUAAAAGGAGAUCAGGGGCCACACUGGCGGGAGGGCCGCACCAUUCUUCCCCAAAGUCCCAAGGAAUAUCAAGUGGUGUUUGAAGGCUUCUUUGACCAUCCAACCAGAGGCCACAUCAGAAUAGACAAUAUUCACAUGAGUAACAGCAUCAGCCUGGAGCAGUGCACACAGUCUUUUCCUCCAUUGACUCCUGACAUAACAAAUCCCAGGCCAGUAGAUUUCGGAAAAGAACGCGACUUCAACAAGCCCUCUCUGAAUGAAGAAUAUCUAUUCCCCGGGUGGCCCUCCUCCUUCUCCACCCCGGCCACAGCUGACGUAGACCCCCCCUCUGUCACCCUGGUGUCAGAAAAGGACAAGGACAGUGUCUGGCUGUACACCCUGGACCCCAUCCUGCUCACCAUCAUCGUCAUGAGCUCCCUGGGCGUCCUGCUGGGUGCCAUUUGCGCCGGACUGCUGCUUUACUGCACGUGCUCCUACAGCGGUCUGUCGUCACGCUCCUCCACCACGCUGGAGAACUACAACUUCGAGCUCUACGACGGCAUCAAGCAUAAAGUGAAGAUAAACCAGCAGAAGUGCUGCUCUGAGGCCUGAGGAGGAGGACAACACGGCAGAAGGAAAUUGAUACCAUGUUCCCCCGCCCUGCGACUGAGAAACAUGACAAAGAAGCACUAUCCGUUGUUCAAUGCCCAGCAGCGCUUACCCUUGCUUGGAUUUGUGAGUGCUCUUUGUGUACCAGUCGGAACUCUGACUCCUAAAUCUCCUCCGCCUGUAGGAGAGCGCCUGCUUGCUUCUAAACGCCUGACAAAGAAUGAAUGAAUGGUGUUGAUUGACAGGUGCUUCACUGACUGCAACGUACUGAAACAAGCACCCACGACAAUCUGAACGUUUAGGCCUGGAAGGGUGGCGUGAUCUUGUGAAUGAUGAACUCCACGAGAGAACGUUUGAGUGCCAAACGAAGACACGAAACCAAGUAAGAUACGUUUGAAAGUGGACAACCAAGACAGCAUGCUGAAACGGAAGCUGUUGAUCCAAGUGGGUACUGAAAUCGACACAUAUCAAGUCAAUGCCUUUCUCCUAAAGAUCAACUCCCAAAUGGAAAAAUGUUACUUUGCAGGGAAAGAAGGAUGAAAAAGGACAUUUUCUUUCUUUCUUUUCAGUUUUCAGUAUGAGUUCUGUGCGUUUGUUAGCUUGCCAAUCGCGUGUUGUUUUCCACCCUCUGUGUGCGUAUUAUGAAACCAGUGGCAUAGAAGAGUAACGACGGCUGUUUUUGUUCCGUUUUUUUUUUUUUUAGACUUUUGAGAAAGUUAGGAAAACACAGCUUCAGUUAGUAAAACGUUCUUAGACUUUAUUUAGCAUUGUGUUGGAAUUUUGGCAAAUCAGAAAAUCUAAAUGGAAAAUAGUGUUAUGGAGUUGUGCUUUAGAGUCUAUAGUUUGUCUAUACACUAUAGAUAUAUAUAUAUAAAUAUAUAUAUAUAUGUAUAAUUUUGUUUUUCAGACUGUAUGAUGCCCAACUGAUGACACUGUGUGAACUAAAUGUCAAUGAUGGUUUUGUUGCAACCUAUGGAUUGCCAAAGAGCUGUGUCGGUGCACGAGGGGACAUCUGCUGCCCUCAGUGAUAGAAACGGAGAAUAGAACCUUUCUUGGACACACAAUCGAGCCUUAAGCUAACCACAGAAUACGCUGUAUCGGAGGACAGCCAUCGAGGAGGGCCAGUGCCGGAUGAAAGUGAUGGGUAGGAGGAGUAGAUGAUGUCAUGCUUACAUGCAGGAAGAGCCUUGUCCAGAAACCUGGUCAUAUAUGCACCUCAUACCUAUACAGGGGAUCCCCGCACAUUUCGGAUUGGGCAUUCACGGUACUGCAAAUUAGCGUGUUCCUGACGUAAUACGGUCACGCAAGAUGGGCGUGGCUUCAGCAGGAUUAUCUUGUGCAGACAACUUUCCCAAAGCCUGCAGCGAGGUGAAAACAAGUUAAUAUGUGCUGGUAAUUUACAUCACGUCAUUUACAUCUUUUUAAACAUUAAUACACAUCAUUAUAUAUCCAAAGUGCAAUUUAGAGGAAUUGAAUAAUUCAAAAAUGAAUAACUAAUAACUGAACAAAUAAUGCAUAGAUUAAACUUAAAUAUCAAAAUUGCAUUAAAUAGGACCACAACAUCAGAUAUUUCACUUAGACCUGCAAUGAAUGCAUACCAUUGGAAACAGACGGCUAAAAUAUUGCUUAAUUUUACUCCAUAAUUUUUUUUUUAAGUCAAACAUUGGCUGUAUUUUACAUAUUUGAAUGUAAUUUUUGGCCAGCUCGACCCACCAGUUGAGAAUCACUGCUUUAGCGGGAGAUGGCGACGGCCCCACAACACACAGAAACCGCGCUUGUCACGCUCGCCUGACGACGGGGCAAAAUGCUAGACUGUGAAUACGAUCCAUCUCUUCCAUUCAUUAUUGGUGAGCUCCUAUAUAUUUUAUACAUUUAAAACGUGUGUGAGGCAUAUUUAGGGCAAAUCGGAGAACGUAGAGCUAGCAGAAGAGCUUGGAAGUGGAGGAGACCAUCUGCUGGUUGGCUCGGAACGUAACGUCUGCGAUGAGCGGGGAUCUACUGUAUAUACCUUGGGAUAUUGGAUCCAUCCUGUAAUGAUGCCACUAUUUAUCAUGGAAUUUGUUCCCACAGUGCAUUAGCAUGUGAAAACAUAGCAACGCACAACAUGAUAUUAUCAGAGCAUACUGUUUCUCAUUUGAAUGUGGCAAAAGUAACAAUAUCAUCACGUUGCAUUAUGAGAACAGCAAGAGGUGAUUUUGUCAAUCAGUUGAUUUACCUUGAAUGCUAAAAAUGCAAUAUGACUUAAGGCAAACGGGGUUUCUGUGCAUGUAAAAAUAUCCAAUAAUAUGCUGGUGGGGAGGACACACACGCACGGAAAGUUGGAAAAAAUGAAAGCAACAGUGACAGUCUGCUCUGCCACAGAAAAUGAGGACUGAGUCAGGAAUUUUCCUAUGGGAAGGUGGUUAUUAGUUAUUAGGAACCUAAAGUGUCUCUCCUGUCUUUGGUGUCAUGUUCAACAAUAUAAACAACAUACAUGGGUAAGGGAGAGAGAAAUGAACCAUCCAACUGUGUUUAUUGGACUGUUUUCCAAGUGCCUUGGAGCUUACAUUAUCUCUCUCUCUCUCUAUGUACACACACACACACACACACACACACACACACACACAUAUACAACAAUGCAUUUAGAAAACAUUGAAGCACUAAUAAUGAUUGAAAGUGUAUAUUUGGAGACAUUCUGCUUGCUAACAUUUGCAUUUCUGGGCUCUCAGUAUUACCUCCUCAGUCCCAAUGGACACACACACACACACACACACACACACGCAUAUACACAUGUAUACAAAUACACGGCACUGGCCAGAUAACGCAAACUGUUGUUUGUAGAAUUUGUACAGAGAAAUGUCUUUUUUAAUGUUAUUAUUAUUUAAUAAAGGCGAAAUAACUAGU